AUGAAGUCGAUUAUUUGCUUUCUAUUGCUUUGUGCUACUUCCUACGCUGGAUCAACGAGCAAAUGCCCUAAGAAUAUCGAUGUAGACACAUCGCCAAUAGAAAGAAUUUUGGAAAGCGUGCUGGAGGAGAUGCUGAACAGGUUUGACGAUAUGGACCGUAAGUUGUUAGAACUUCAAAUGGAGCUGAAUGAACACCGCGAGGAAGUGGAACGGAAGUGCAUCCCAAAUUGUGUCUCGUCAACAUCAUCGCCACCCCAGCUGGAUACCACCACACCAACAGAACCUGCAACAACGACUACGACGACUACAACGCAACCGACGGCCACCGAGUCCCCAACCUACGCAUCGUGUAAAGAUGUCCCAGCAAACGCUUCGGGAGUGUAUCUCAUACGCAUCAACAACACUAGUUCGCCAUUUAAAGUGUAUUGUGAGAUGGAGAAGUUUGGAGGAGGUUGGGUUGUAGUGCAACAUCGCUUCGACGGUUCGGUUGAUUUUUAUCGGAAUUGGGCCCAGUACCGUGACGGGUUUGGUGACUUGAAUAACGAAUUCUGGCUCGGCCUAGAGUACAUGCAUCAACUCACGACGGCUCGUACUUAUGAAUUAAUGGUGGAGAUGAAGGACUUUAGCGGGGACUACGGGUAUGCCAGUUACAAUGCGUUCCAAAUAGGUAGUGAAAGUGAGCAAUACAGGCUUAAAACGUUGGGAUCGUACAGUGGCACUGCAGGCGACUCAAUGACGGAACAUCAUAAGGGGGAAAAGUUCUCAACGAAAGAUCGGGAUAAUGGCAACGUGUAUCAUAUUUAUUACGUCGGCGCCUGGUGGUACGGUGAUGCAACUCUACCCGAACAUGUCCAGUUUCCCCAACAGCUGCAUUACUAUAACAGGCCGAUCGUAUACCAGUUAAGCUCGUACAGGAUCAAGUACGAUUCUGCAGAAGUAACACCACAGGAUUCCGUGGAACUUGCUACGGAUCCCUCUCCAGAAAACAAUGUGCCCGAAAGCGAAGAUAUGAUCGUUCAGACCGAUCGUGAUUCUCAACCCUUUGUGAUCAUUAAUGCUCCAACGAUCUGCCGCAUGGGAGAAGCAGUUGAUAGUCGAGGAAAGUGCAAAACUAUAGUUAAUCUGUUUUGA
This is a messenger RNA of Anopheles darlingi, 1131 nucleotides long. Its product is annotated as angiopoietin-related protein 2-like. The record is from RefSeq and is a predicted model, not a curated record. Bases 1 to 1131 code for a protein of 376 amino acids. The transcript has 2 exons. Lineage: Eukaryota; Metazoa; Arthropoda; Insecta; Diptera; Culicidae.